AGGCCUGGUGCAGUGGCUCACACCUGUAAUUCCCACACUUUGGGAAGCCGAGGUGGGUCCAUCACUUGAGGCCAGGAGUUCGAUACCAGUCUGGCCAACAUGGUGAAACCCUGUCUCUAAAAACUAAAAAUACAAAAUUAUUGGGGCAUGGUGGCAGGCACCUAUAGUCUCAGCUACUUGGGAGGUUGAGACGGGACAAUUGCUAGAACCCGGGAGGUGGAGGUUGCAGUGGUCUUGCAUCAUUGCACUCCAGCCUGGGCAACAAGAGUGAAACUCUGUCUAAAAAAAAAAAAAAAAAGCCAGGUUCAGUUUUGACCCAAAAUCCCAAGUGUUUUCUUCUUUCUUUUUGGAGAUCAGGUCUCCCUCUGUUGCCGCCAAGUGUUUUCUCCCCUCUGUCUUUCUCUCUCUCUUUCAUUUGUUCUUUCUUUUCUUUUCCUUCCCUUCCUUCCUUCCUUUCUUUUUCUUCCUUUCUUUCUUUUUGAGACAGGGUCUCACUCUGUCACCCAGGUUAGAGUACAGUGGCAGGAUCACGACUCACUAUAGUUUCGAUCUCCAGGGCUCAAGUGAGCCUCCCACCUCAGUCUCCCAAGUAGCUGGGACUACAGGAGCAUGUCACCGGGCAGGCCUGGCUACAUUUUUUUAUAUUUUUUGUAGAAACAGGGUCUCAUCAUGUUAUCCAGGUCUUGAACUCCUGGGGUCAAGUGAUUCACCUGCCUCAGCCUCCCAGAGUGCUGGGAUUACAGGUGUGAGCUACUGCAGCCAGCCCAAGUGUUUCUAGGACAUAGAGGCAUAUACCAAGGCAAACAGUAUUUAGCAUACACUGGGUGGGCAGCUAUUUCAUGAAACCCCGUAGCCUUUGAUAAUCACAGCUAUAGCACCAUAUAAUGUUAUGCCUUGUAACAGAGACAUUCUUGUAAUGGAAACCUAGAGAAAGUAGAGGUUUUAUUAACAUGGGUUGGUAUGUUUAUACACACCUAUCCAUGUCCACCAUUUCAUGACCACAUAUGAAUUGCAAUAGGUAAUUUUUUAUAGUUUUCUUUUUUUUUUUAUUUGAGACAGAGUUUCGCUCUUGUUACCCAGGCUGGAGUGCAAUGGCGCGAUCUCGGCUCACCGCAACCUCCGCCUCCUGGGUCCAGGCAAUUCUCCUGCCUCAGCCUCCUGAGUAGCUGGGAUUACAGGCACACGCCACGAUGCCCAGCUAAUUUUUGUAUUUUCAGUAGAGACGGGGUUUCACCAUGUUGACCAGGAUGGUCUUGAUCUCUUGACCUCGUGAUCCACCCACCUUGGCCUCCCAAAGUGCUGGGAUUACAGGCGUGAACCACUGCACCGGCUACAUUUUUUAAAAAAUAUUUUUUAAUGAAAAAACAAGAGAGACAGGGGUCUCACCAUGUUGCCUGGGCUGGUCUUGAACUCCUGGACUCAAGCAAUCCACCCACUUUGACCUCCCAAAGUGCUAGGAUUACAGGCAUGAGCCACCAUACCUGGCCCUUCAUUUUAAUUAACAGAUACACCCAUAUAUCAAGGGUGUACUCUCUCCUGGGAUCUUGGAGCAAGUCCAGCCAUUCUUUGCCAGCUAUGGAAUUGAAGCCCCUGCUGCUGCCACUUUGAAAGGUCUUUGCAGGAAAGCAGUCGAGAUUACUUCAGGAAUUAGAGAAGGUUCAAUUCCUGAAAGUUAUACGUUAGUUAUAGAGCCCAGAGAGUUUGUAUUCUGAGUCCUGAAUAAAAGGCCCACGCAGGAGAAUGGGGAACAUGGAGGGCAGAAGUUUGUACUAUAAUUAGCUCUAGGAGUAACACAGAUAGGGGAGGGAGGGGAGUAUAAGCAGCAUCUAUUUUGAGCACAUCUCCGAUUGACGGGACAUGUGUGCUGGACUGUAAUGAUCCCAGGGCCAAAUUGCCUCCCUGUGGUGUGUGUUGUUGGGGGGAGGCCUGGGGCAGCAGGAGCAGGACAGCCGGACACGAAGGCCGGACAGGGUACGAGCACCUCAACAUCUCGCCCUGGGACACUGUUCAAACUCCGGGGGCCAUAGGCCAAGCUGAGCGAUGGGUGCUGAGGAGGAGGUGCUGGUCACACUAUCAGGGGGAGCCCCCUGGGGCUUCCGACUUCAGGGGGGGGCCGAACAGAGGAAACCCUUACAGGUGUCCAAGAUUCGAAGACGGAGUCAGGCUGGCAGAGCAGGACUCCGAGAGAGGGACCAGAUAUUGGCAAUCAAUGGGAUCUCUUGCACCAACCUCUCCCAUGCCAGUGCCAUGAGCCUCAUCGAUGCCUCUGGAAAUCAGCUUGUCCUCACUGUGCAACGGGUAGCAGACGAGGGGCCUGUGCAAUCUCCAUCUCCCCAUGAGCAUCAGAUGCUGUCACCCUUAUCUCCACUGAGUCCUGAGCCCCCUGGUGCUCCAGUUCCUCAGCCUCUGCAGCCUGGGAGCCUUCGUUCACCUCCUGAUAGUGAGGCUUACUAUGGAGAGACUGACAGUGAUGCUGAUGGCCCUGCUACCCAGGAGAAGCCCCGCCGACCUCGCCGCCGAGGCCCCGCAAGGCCUACCCCUCCGGGUGCCCCACCUGAUGAGGUCUACCUGUCUGACAGCCCUGCAGAGCCGGCACCUACUAUCCCUGGCCCUCCUAGCCAGGGUGACAGCCGUGUGAGCUCCCCAUCUUGGGAGGAUGGGGCAGCCCUUCAGCCACCCCCAGCUGAGGCUCUGCUGUUACCCCAUGGUCCCCUCCGGCCUGGUCCUCAUCUCAUCCCUAUGGUGGGGCCUGUUCCCCACCCAGUGGCAGAAGAUCUUACUACCACCUACACCCAGAAGGCCAAGCAAGCCAAACUGCAACGUGCAGAGAGCCUUCAAGAGAAGAGCAUAAAGGAGGCCAAGACCAAAUGCCGGACAAUUGCAUCCCUGCUCACUGCAGCCCCCAACCCCCACUCCAAAGGGGUGCUUAUGUUUAAGAAACGACGGCAGAGAGCCAAGAAGUACACCCUGGUGAGCUUUGGGGCUGCUGCUGGGACAGGCGCUGAGGAGGAGGAGGACGGCAUUCCCCCUACGAGUGAGUCCGAGCUGGACGAAGAAGCCUUCUCUGACGCCCGCAGCCUCACCAAUCAAUCUGACUGGGACAGUCCCUAUCUGGACAUGGAGCUUGCCAGGGCAGGCUCAAGAGCAGCAGAGGGCCAGGGCUCUGGGCUGGGAGGGCAGCUGAGUGAGGUCUCUGGGCGAGGGGUGCAGCUCUUUGAACAGCAGCGCCAGCGUGCAGACUCCAGCACCCAGGAACUGGCAAAGGCCGAACCAGGAGCCAUGCUCAACGGGGAGGGCUUGCAGUCACCACCUCGGGCCCAGAGUGCUCCCCCGGAGGCGGCUGUGCUCCCACCCAGCCCCUUGCCGGCCCCUGUAGCCAGCCCCAGUCCCUUCCAACCAGGUGGGGCCCCGUCCCCAACUCCAAGCAUCUUUAACCGGUCAGCCAGGCCCUUUACCCCGGGUCUACAAGGCCAGCGGACAACUACCACCUCAGUUAUUUUCCGGCCCCUAGCCCCCAAGAGAGCUAACGACAGCCUGAGGGGCCUCAGUCCCGCCCCACCCCACUUCUUGUCUUCUCCGCAGGGGCCCACCCCUCUGCCCAGCUUCACUUCAGGGGUUGCCAGCCACGUGCCAGCCUCUGGUUCCCCCAGCACCCCACGCUCCUCCGGCCCUGUGACAGCCACCAGUUCCCUGUACAUCCCAGCCCCCAGUCGGCCUGUUACCCCAGGCGGAGCCCUAGAGCCUCCCGCUUCUCCUAGUUCAGCUGCCAUGACCUCCACCGCUUCUAUCUUCCUAUCUGCGCCUCUGAGACCCUUUGGGCACUCAGAGGCGGCCGCCCCAGGCCCAGCGGCCUCUGAGCCCCCUAGCGCUCGGGAGCAGCGCAUCUCUGUGCCAGCUGCACGCACGGGUAUCCUGCAGGAGGCCAGGCGCCGAGGGACGCGGAAGCAGAUGUUCCGGCCUGGAAAGGAGGAGACGAAGAACUCGCCCAACCCCGAGCUACUAUCGCUGGUGCAGAACCUGGAUGAAAAGCCCCGGGCCGGAGGUGCUGAAUCUGGUCCUGAGGAGGACGCACUGAGCCUCGGGGCGGAAGCCUGCAACUUCCUGCAGCCAGUAGGGACCAGGAGUUACAAGACCCUGCCUCACGUGACACCUAAGACCCCGCCUCCAAUGGCUCCCAAGACCCCGCCCCCUAUGACUCCUAAGACUCCACCCCCAGUGGCUCCUAAACCUCCGUCUCGAGGGCUCCUUGAUGGGCUCGUGAAUGGGGCAGCCCCUUCGGCUGGAAUCCCUGAGCCACCAAGGAUGCAGGGCAGGGGUGGGGAGCUGUUUGCCAAGCGGCAGAGCCGUGCGGACAGGUAUGUGGUGGAAGGUACACCUGGUCCUGGUGUUGGCCGUCGGCCUAGAAGUCCUUCUCCUACCCCAUCUUUGCCCCCUUCUUGGAAAUAUUCACCCAACAUCCGUGCCCCACCUCCUAUUGCUUACAACCCACUGCUCUCUCCCUUUUUCCCCCAGGCGGCCCGAACUCUCCCUAAGGCCCAAUCCCAGGGGCCUCGGGCAACACCCAAGCAGGGCAUUAAGGCUUUAGAUUUUAUGCGGCAUCAGCCCUAUCAACUUAAAACUGCCAUGUUCUGUUUUGAUGAGGUUCCCCCGACUCCUGGACCCACUGCCUCAGGGUCCCCCAAAACUGCCCGAGUCCAGGAGAUUCGCCGGUUUUCCACUCCGGUGCCCCAGCCCACUGCAGAGCCCCUCGCUCCCACCGUGCUUGCCCCACGGGCAGCCACUACACUGGAUGAGCCCAUCUGGAGAACAGAGCUGGCCUCAGCCCCUGUUCCUAGCCCAGCCCCUCCUCCAGAGUCUUCCAGGGGCCUUGGGGCUUCUCCUAGCUCCUGUGGUUUCCAGGUAGCCAGGCCCCGAUUCUCAGCCACCAGAACAGGAUUGCAGGCUCAUGUGUGGAAGCCUGGGGCAGGGCACCAGUGAGCAGGCACAGGUCCCAGGACCAAGGAGAGGUAGAACAUCCAGUUCCUAAAGUUGCUUCUCCUACCCUAUCCCACUCCCUGUCUCUGGCAUCUAGAAGCUAAAUUGCCUCCUGCAAGAGAUAGUUUUCAAGUCCUGCAAAAGAGUUUUUGAGUUCAUGUCCCAUCCCUCACCUUCCUCCUCACUCCCUACCUCCUUGCCGCUUUCCAACCAUGUCUGCUUUGAUACCUUUGCCUCUCUUUGUCUCUGCAUUUUCUUGUCUGGAUCUCUGUCUUUAUUUUCAGGUUUCUCCACCCAUAUUCCUCCACAGGUCUCUCUUCCUUGACAUUUGAGCUUUUCUCUGUGGGCCUCAUUUUAAUGUUCAGUGAGAAGCACACAGCAGAAGUGACCACUGAGAUCUCAGGCAGGAAGCUUACCACAAGGCAGACAGCAAAGGGAGUGAAUUGACCCCUGUUUGCAUUAAGCCACCUCCACCCCCCACUCUGCUUUCCCAAGAUUGCCUGGCAUAUAUCUAGACCUGUAUGUGUGUGUAUGUGUAUGUGCAAGUGUGUGUUUGUGCACAGAUGUGCUCUUUCAUCUGAGGCAUGAGUAAGUAAGAGGAGAGGUCAAAAUAAAGACCCAAUCUGAGUCUUAUUGUUGUACUAAUAGAAGGGUCAGAUAGCCCCACAUGAAGUUGAGCGGGAGAAAGAGAUUCACUAGAGAAUAACUCCUUACAGACCAAUGUCUGUAGCAAGUGUACAGCAUCUUGUGAAAGUUACGGAGCAUGAAAAGACUGAAGGGCCAGGACAGUUUGCAUGGGCUGAGUUAUACCAGCUAGACCAGGAAUAGAACAAAUAACUCUAUUCCUGUUUCAGAAAGUUAGCAACAUGAGAGGCCAGUGCUGAGCAACCCAGUACCCAGGAAAUGAAAAAAUGAAAGAAAAUUUCCUCUGAGAAUGAACAGAUCAUUGGCUUCAUUGCCUCAUGAGCUUGAGAGAAAGGAGAAGAGAGCUGGAGUGUGGAGAGUGAGGCGGAAACCAGAAGAAUGGCAGAAAUGAGUGUAAGUGAUUGAGUCCACAGACAGAAGUAUGGUAAGGGACAAUGCCAUAUUGGCAGAAAGUAAAGUUGGGUAACAAGAAACCAACCUUGUGUGAGAGAAGGAUUGGGAAACAAUUUGAGGGAGAAGAAUGUAUUUGUUGGAGUGGAAGGGGAUGGUGGUGGAAGGGAGGUGUGAGGGUGUGUGCUGAGUGUUGAAAGAACAGUUGGUGUCUGUGUGACCUUCCUUGAGUCUGUUCUUCAGUGUGUCUUCUGCAGCUUGCCAUGACUACCUAGGAAAGAGCAGGGAAAUACCCAGAGCCAAAAUCUCUUUUCAGUCCCACCCCAUCCCUCAAAACCCCAGCUCUUGCUUCUUUUCAGCUUCAGGUCCUAAUCUCUGAUCUUAGAGGAAUACAGACUCCCUUCUCACCAAGACCACCACCAGCCAUGUUGGUUUAAUCUGGAAAGUGCUAAUUUCCUUUGCUUGUUGGGUGUGAGUCACAAUACUUUGGUUUGUGCACAAGAAUAAAUUUAUGUCCCAUACCUUC
Callithrix jacchus (white-tufted-ear marmoset) is the source of this 6535-nucleotide messenger RNA. It is a transcript of the gene SYNPO2L, whose product is annotated as synaptopodin 2 like. Gene Ontology annotation, molecular function: actin binding. Lineage: Eukaryota; Metazoa; Chordata; Mammalia; Primates; Cebidae. Gene Ontology annotation, biological process: positive regulation of actin filament bundle assembly. The record is from RefSeq and is a predicted model, not a curated record. Gene Ontology annotation, cellular component: actin cytoskeleton; Z disc; nucleus.